GUACCUUACCCAGCAGGUACUUGAGGGACUUCAUCACUCCUUCUUGAGUCUGGAUCCCACUCAGCAAAAGUUUGCAAAGUUGAUCCCAACGAUUGCCCCAUCCUUCACCAUGGCGCCCGGCAUUGUCUGCGACACUCCUCUCGCCGUGGAUACGAGCUGCAAGAUUCCCGAGAUCGUGGUUGUCAAUGGUGACACAAAGCCCAGGAUUGUCAACGGAACGGCAUCCAAGGAGAAUGGCGAGGUUCAGCCAAAAGAACUCGCGUCUGAAGAGACCGAGCAAGAUGGCGACAGCGACAGCCAAAGCGACGAUUCACGAGAGGACCAAACCAUGAAGUGCGAGAUCAAGCACCUCGACAGGCGCUACGACGAAAAAGACGAACUCUACUUCACCGAGCGGAAGAUCGACGUCGAAAAACCCAAGCAGAAGGACUGGUGGCGCCAAUUUGCCUUCUGCCUGGUUCGCCAUUACGACUCACAGGACGAGCUCGAGAACACAUGCCUCUAUGUGAAUGCCCAGCCGCUCAGACAACUCGUCGCCGACGUCAUUGGGAACUAUCCUGGAGCUCCCAUCAACGUGGAUGAUGUCCAGAUCUCGGCCCCUUAUCGCUCCCUAUUCCAUUAUCGGACCCAGCUGGAGGCCGAGGGUCUCAGACGGUUCGCCGAGGAUGCCGAGUCUCUUGAGCAGCUGAAACUCCUUAUCGACUGGAUCAAGAAGCACUUUGCGUUGGAUAUUGCCGCGUAUGAAAGGUGCAUCAACCUGGAGCACAAGGCAAUUGCGUACGACAAACUCUGGACUCUGUUUCCCCCAAAGUCGAUUGUAUAUUGCAAGCUUCUCGGCCAGAACCGAGCCUUGCGUGUCGUCCAGACGUGGUAUGACGAUGGCGAGUUAUCUCCAGGGCUGUACUUCCAAGUUGAAUAUGUCGACUUUGAUGGCGACCGUCUCGGGACUGGCCGUCUUGAGCUGGCCAUCCCGAGAUACCCCGGCGUUCAAGAGCUUAACCAACUCAACGCCAUGCCCCUCGACCUGCUUAAUGAUGCCAAAGAAGUCCGCGAGGAACUGUUGGCGCGGGGUCGGAAGUUUGAACGCUACAUCGGCCAACAUUUCCUUCAGUACAACGGAAUUGCCGCCAAACGGACGAAAGACGGCUACGCGAGGUUCAACGUAAACGGCCGUGUCAUGAUCGACUGCAAGACCUAUCACAGGCUUGAGCCCAACGACGCCUUCACCGUAACCAGCUUUGGCCUGGCGAUCAGAAACGAGCGGAGCCGACAGAGGGCCAUGGCGAACAUGAUGUUUUCGCGCUCGUCCAAGGAGGCGCCCAAAUUCGAUAAACUCUCAGAUGAAGAGGCCAUGAUCACCAACGCCACUGUCAGAGGCUAUUCGUUCACGGCUAAGCGCUUCCUCGAGUUCUUCGUUGAUGAGCUCUCCGAGAUUGAGUGGAAUACGAGCUGUUUCGACAACCUGGUGCUCGAUCCGGCUGUCAAGAAGACGGUGCAGGCCCUGGUUUCUUCACACUCCCAAAGCCGCGAGACUUUUGACGACAUUGUUAAGGGCAAAGGUCAAGGUCUCGUCUGUGUUUUGCACGGCCCGCCCGGCGUAGGGAAGACCCUGACGGCCGAGUGCGUAGCUGAGUUUGUGAAGCGGCCGCUUUACAUGGUGUCGUCAGGCGACCUCGGAACCAGCAGCUCCGAUCUCGACCGCAACCUCACGCGCAUCAUGGACAUGGCCGCAACAUGGCGCGCGGUCCUGCUCAUCGACGAGGCCGACGUCUUCCUCGAGCGGCGCUCGCUGCACGACCUGCACCGCAACGCCAUGGUCAGCGUGUUUCUGCGCGUGCUCGAGUACUACAGCGGCAUCCUGUUCUUGACGACCAAUCGUGUCAAGACCUUUGACGACGCCUUCAAGUCGCGCAUCCACAUCCCCAUCCGCUACACCGACCUGACUGUCGAGUCGCGUCGCCAGAUCUGGAAGAAUUUCUGUGGCAUGGUGCCCGGCGGCGUGGAUAUUGACGACAAGGGUCUGACGACGCUGGCUGAGAAUGACUUGAAUGGCCGGCAGAUUAAGAAUGCGAUGAAGGCGGCGGAGAGUUUGGCUGCGUUUGACGGGGUGAAGCUGGAUCUGAACCAGCUGCUGCAGAUCACCAAGAUUCAGGCCAUGUUUGAGAGCGAUCUGAGCAACCUGAGCGACAUUGACUAUACGGCGCCGGGUUCGAGCAAGAAGGAUGCUGAUACCAGGAACAUGUUUCUCUGAACUUUUUCCUGGCUCCCUUCUUUGUCGGGCUUUUUCUGUGUGGGUCUUACCGGACUGGUCGGUCGUCCGCUCGCGAAUUCAAGGCUGGCCCAUGGCGUUAGGCGUCUAAUAUUCUGGGCGGGGAAUACAUAAUUAGCGGAUGUCUGUAGAUAGACAAUGAGUCCAUGAUCAUAACAUGAAACCGAUAUGUUAAGCACCGUCUCUUGC
Messenger RNA from Canariomyces notabilis, 2458 nucleotides. RefSeq names its product P-loop containing nucleoside triphosphate hydrolase protein. Bases 110 to 2251 code for a protein of 713 amino acids. The record is from RefSeq and is a predicted model, not a curated record. The transcript is spliced from 2 exons. NCBI's taxonomy places the organism in Eukaryota, Fungi, Ascomycota, Sordariomycetes, Sordariales, Chaetomiaceae. Gene Ontology annotation, molecular function: ATP binding; ATP hydrolysis activity.